This is a messenger RNA of Callorhinchus milii (elephant shark), 1603 nucleotides long. RefSeq names its product sperm-tail PG-rich repeat containing 1 (gene stpg1). The coding region runs from base 82 to 1164 and encodes 360 amino acids. The record is from RefSeq and is a predicted model, not a curated record. The transcript has 9 exons. Lineage: Eukaryota; Metazoa; Chordata; Chondrichthyes; Chimaeriformes; Callorhinchidae.
GAUAGCGAGUGGCGGAGACCAACUGAACCGUUCUACCUGUAUCUUGUUUGCAUGCAAACAGGAUGCCCACAACUGUAAGACAUGCAUCCUGUUACUCCCACUGGAUACCAGCCUGCAACACCCAUUCAACCAAAAAACUGUAGCAAAGAUACUGGACGCUUCAAAUUGAGAGCAUCCUAUAAAAGUAAAAGGAUCUACUCCAUUGAAUCGGGCACCUCUAAGAUGACGACCGUCUCUUCAAUCCCUACCAAGUAUCAAACAGUGGUGAUCGACAACUCGGAGAAGAGAGGGUUUGGUUCUCAAGCCAAAAGGUUUGAUAAUUACAUGAAGCAGAUUGAAAUCCCAGGGCCAGGUUCCUACAACGUUAUUCAUGGUCCGAUAGAAACCCUCAAACCAUCCUUCUCCAAAAGGGGGACAGGAGGGCUGGCAUCCAAAAUGUCCUAUCGACCAAUAAAUAAAUUCGCCCACUUCCCAGCAGCAAACCGUUACACCAUCCCAUCCUCAUUAAUAUCGAGGAAGGACUUCAACCAUGGACACAGCAGCAUGUUUGAGAAACCAAUUGCAAUGGCAGUGCCUCCUCCCACAACACCUGCACCCAACCAAUAUGAUAUUUCGAAGGCUCCGUUGGGAAAAAGUAACAAUCUCGCCGCUCAACCUGCGUUCUUAUCCAAAACGCAGAGAGGCUUGUCUCUGUCCGGGCUGGUGAUGGCACCAUCUCCUUGUCACUAUUUGGUGGACCAUUCUUUGACAAAACAAUCAUCGAAGGCCAUCGUCUCAUCUUUUAAAUCCAAGACAAUCCGUAAGAUGGUUGCAGACCCAACGAUGACCCCAGGCCCAGCAGCCUAUGAUCCACGAGAACCCAAAUCCCCGAUCAGCAUGCUGCUAAAGGUCGCAACAACUGGGAAAAGGCAGACAUCGUCUAUCGCUGCUCCUCCAGCCCCGGUGUUCCGCUACACCCCUCCCCUGGGGCCGGGAUAUUAUAACAUCGUUGAUUACGUGGGGCCUCCCAAACGGUACAUAUCCAGCGCCGUGUUUGUCUCCAACACGGCCAGAUCGGUUGGACCUCCUUGCAAUGACUUUCCUGGGCCAGCCUCCUACCACCCAAAGAAAAAAGGGAAGCGGUCGUUUCUGUACAAUGUCUGUAAAAACUGGGUGCCAAGUUAAGGCCCGGUGGAACGAAGAGAGACUUCAGUCUGUGAAGCAUACGCGACGACAACAACAACGACAACUCCCUUUACAUAGCGCCCUGCACACCGGGCGGCGUCUCAGAAGCUGUGCUUUCAUUCAGGAGAAAUUAACAGCGCCAAUGAAUGCACAGAAGCAUCAAUACCAGUGAAACAAAGCGAACGUCUGAGUUUGUCAUCGCCAUUGGAUCCACGUCUGAUUUAUUACGUAGAAGAUUAUCACUAGAUUAUCAAGAUGCGUCUCCCACAAACAUUACUCCCUCAACCUCCCCCUCCACUCUCUCCCCCCCCACCUACAAAAAAAAAGCACCAUUAUUCGAUGAGGCAGUUGUGCCCUAAGUUAACGUUAGGACUAAUUUUUAAUGGAGUGUUUAUUUUUAACGGUCUGUAUAUUCAGUGUAAGUUUUUUUAAAAAAAAA